AUGAGUACUUCUGACCGCAACCCUGACUCGAGACCACUCCCGCCUGGGUUUAUCACACAAUUCGAUCCCAACUAUAAGACAUGGUUCUACGUAAACACCAAUGCCAACCCCCCAGAAGUCAAAUGGGUCCAUCCAGCGGACGAAAGACCACCGCCCCAAAGCUCAUAUGCUCCUCCUUCAGGCCCACCACCAGGCCAAGGCGGGUCGACCCCUGGUUUCCCACAACCUGGAGGGGGGUCAACUUACCCCCAGAGUAAUUCGCCGUAUCCUCCCCAGAGCAGUUCACCGUAUCCCCCUCAAAAUAAUUCACCAUAUCCCCCUCAGAAUAACUCUCCGUACCCCGGUGGACCACAAGGUCCCUACCCACCUAGCAAUGGUCCCUAUGGAGGUAAUCCGGGUCCAGAGAACCGCGGAUGGGGUGGCAACCCAUCCGGCCAAUGGAAUUCUGGAGGCGGAAACUGGAAUCAAGGUGGUCCAUCGUGGGACCAAGGAGGCUCCUCUGGACAAAGCAAAGGAUCUGGGAUCGGGGGACUUCUUGGGAAAUUGACGGGCGGCGGCAAACACGGCAGUUCGGGCGGUGGUGGAUAUGGUGGUGGAUACGGCGGCGGAUAUGGCGGCGGUCCAGGUUACGGAGGUGGUUAUGGAGGCGCUGGAGGUUACGUGCAACAACCUCCUAAGAAACAAGGCGGUGGUAUGGGGGCUGGCGGCAUGCUGCUGGCUGGUGGUGCCGGUCUGCUUGGUGGCGCAUUGAUUGCCGAUGCCAUUAGCGACCACGAUCAAGAAGAAUAUGCAGAGGGAUUCGCUGACGGAUACGAUGCUGGGGAUGAUUUCUAG
This is a messenger RNA of Rhizoctonia solani, 834 nucleotides long. RefSeq lists its product as uncharacterized. NCBI's taxonomy places the organism in Eukaryota, Fungi, Basidiomycota, Agaricomycetes, Cantharellales, Ceratobasidiaceae. The record is from RefSeq and is a predicted model, not a curated record. Bases 1 to 834 code for a protein of 277 amino acids. The transcript is spliced from 6 exons.